Messenger RNA from Lineus longissimus, 8972 nucleotides. Its product is annotated as nucleophosmin-like. The transcript is spliced from 4 exons. The coding region runs from base 1301 to 1900 and encodes 199 amino acids. The record is from RefSeq and is a predicted model, not a curated record. NCBI's taxonomy places the organism in Eukaryota, Metazoa, Nemertea, Pilidiophora, Heteronemertea, Lineidae.
AGCAUGUAAGCUAUAAUGUAGGGUAAAUUUGGUUUUGAAAAAUUGAUUCACAAAAAAAUAAAAGAUACAUGACUCUCAAAAUUAUGUAAUAACUUUGUUAUGCAAUUGGUCAUGAUGUCAACUAUGAUAUCAUUCGAUAGCCAAUGAGUUUCUCCACCAGAGGUGAAAAUUUGGGUUCAAGAGGAUCAGCUGUUUCUGAGAAAAUGUGCAAUAACUGGUGUCCAUUAACUUCUGACCAUGAGUGUACCAUUGCUAAUGAUUUAAAUUAAUUAGUCAAAACAAGCGAAAAAUAGUGAGAAAAACACUUUAUAAUUUGACGCCAAUAUGAGCCUACCUAGCCCCGGUCUCAGUUCGGUGUCAUUUUUGCGAGUCGUAUGGUCUUAUUAUUCAUUGUAAUAACUUUGAAACCAAAUAGGCCCUGAUUCUGAAAGUUGUUUCCUGAGUAGCAAGGGUUGUUCUUUAAAAUUACAUCUCCAAUUGAUAGCUUCAUAACGUACUUAUUAUGGCCAGGGCAGGUCCCUGAACUUUGUGCUGUAGGCCAAAGAAUGAUGAUUUUCGUCGUAUUCUAUGGCAUUUCGUCGAGUUGUACCUCUCUUGGAAAUGUCUGUCAUUUCUUUCACAUUGUCCAGAUGUCAAAUUCCUUUGGUGGACAGUUUUUAAAUAGGAUGUCAUAUAGAUUAGGAAAAUCAAGUUUGAGCAAAUUCUCAAAAUUUUAACCCCCUGAUGUAUACCUUCAUUGAGACAGCACCACCAUUGAAUAUAUUCAGAGGUUGGAGGAUUUAGGCCUAUCAGUAAGACGAGAGUAUGUGCGGUAUAUAUGGCCUAAUUUGCAUAUCAAAAAUGUGUUCAGGACUACUUUUUUCUCAAAUAUGAGCAUGCAGAAUGGCUUUUAUAUGGCUAUAUGCAGGAGAACUUAUUUAAUGCAUGCAGGACAUGAAAUGAAAAUGAUAGGCCAUGUUCUCAACAUAUCUCACGUCCUGCAUAUACUUUUUAUCUCCUGAAUAUGUUUUAUGUCUUGCAUAGAAUAUUUCACGUCCUGCAUACACUUCUGCUGUUCUGCAUAUAUUUCUUAGAUUUUUCUUGUCUUGGAUAUUAAUAUUUAAGGUCCUGCACAUAUUUUUCGUCUCCUGCAUAUAAUUUUAAUGUCCUGCAUGUAUUUUUCUUGUCCUGAAUAUAAAUCUAAAGUCCUGCAUGCACUUCUCAUGUUCUGCAUAUAUUUCUUUUGUUCUGCAUAAAUAUUUCAUGUCCUGAACAUAUUUCUCAAAAUGUCCUGAAUAAAUUCCCUUUUGGCUUGCCAUAUAUGACCUUCUUUUCAAGGUCACAUAGGUCAAAUGGCGUAAGUUGGCUGUUACCAUGGAACGUUUCUUUAACCACAAUGACCAGUGAUCUCAAAUUCAGUCCACAUGUAGCCAAUAGGUCAGGUGAUCUCAGGGGCCGAUGUUGGGUCCGAUCUGCUUCACCGUUUCAAGAAGUAACAUUUGAAGAUGAGGUAGAGGAUGAUGUCGAUAAUCAGACUGAUGAGGACGAUAAUGAUGAAGGUGAAGAUGAAGGUGGUCAUGAUUAUGAUCAGGAUGAGUCUGAUGUUGGUGUUGCCGAGGCGGAUGCAGUUCCAAGUUCUAGUUCCAAGACUUUGAAGACAAAGAAAACAAAGAAGAAAAAGGAAGCGCCCCACACAUCAAAGAAAGCUCCAUGGACUGAUGAGCAAAGGGAAGCAGUCCUAAGGCACUUCCAGCGUCACAUAGCUCUUAAAAAGUGCCCAGGAAAGAAAGAUGUAGACGAUUGUAAAAAAGAGGAGCCAUGUGUUAAAGAUAGGGAUUGGAGGAACAUCAAAGAUUUUGUGAGACAUCAAAUUGUGAAAGCCAAAAAAAGGCAGGCUGAUCAGUAUAAAAAGUUCAAGUAAAAUUUAUUGUAAGAAGAUGUUUUGAGAAUACCGUUACCGUCACAUGGGAUGACUUUGAACAGCGGGGCGACUUUGAAACCCCCCAGAAAUGAUUCUUGUGACGAGAAACAUCUACAGCUGGGUGUUCAAAGUUACCCCACUGUUCAAAGUCACCCCGUGUGACGGUACUUGGGUUCUGUAUGUCAUGUGCAUGUAUGUCGACUAAAGUUUGUGCAGCCAAACUGCCAAUAGGCAAAAACAUUGAGUCGGUGGCUGAUGUGAUUAUUUUCUCGAGCUAAACUUUCUCCAUAAAUAUGAUAAAUAGAUAUCCUGAACAUCAGGGGUUUUGUAUUGCACUCAUACCUCCCUUAGCUCUAUCCCUGAGUUUGAAGGGGGUCACCUAUUUGUCACAAUUUUUCACCGUCGGGUUUACGGCAGCCAAUCAGGCUUCAUGUGUAAUAUGGUACCCCUGAUGUCCAGGGUGUAAAUAGAGGGCCUGUGACUGAAGGCUAGCAAAGAACAGCAAAAAUCUGUGGAACGAUGCAUUGGUCAUUAUCAUCGUCUCUAUAACCAAUAUAUUCAGUUAAUCGCAUUGAUGAGACUUUUUUGCCAUUUUCAGAGUGGACAAUUUUUGCAAAAAUGUCAUGUCAUCAAUCAUUGUUUAAGUCAAAUGGUUGGCGCAGUGUGCAUUUGCACCAAUUUACAUGUACUUAGUAUAUCGGUGCAAAAUGUACACAUAACUGUAUCAUCUCCUUUUGCAAUGUAUCAUGUGUGUAUGCUUGCAAUUGAAUUCAAGUUGGGACCACCUUGCUCAUUGGGAGGUGCCCGUUUGAAACCUGGAAGGAAUGUCUGGACAUUGCAUGUCCCUAUUAUCAAUAGUGUAGAUGAAGAGUCCCUGUUUGGUCAGUAAAAGACAAAUCUCCCAAUAUUUUGGUGUUUUGUGAUAUCCUCUUCCUAAAUCAUCUUUUAACUAGGACUUAAUAGCCUGACUUUCUUACUUUGGAAACUUAAUGAUAACUUUAGGUGUUUAGGCACGUGACCAAUACUAUUUUGGGCACCAUAUUAGAAAUCAUGUAAAAUCAGGUGCCUGACAUACAAGGUUUGAGCCCAAGUUUAAGUCAUGAACUUGAGUGAGUGAAUAAUUCCACAGUCCAAAUAACUAAAUACUUUGUAGAGGGCUCAUGGUUUAUAGCGGGUCAUUGCGCUUUCAGUGUCACUCAUAUUGUGGCGCUUUGAAUCACUUCAGAGUGUAGUGUGACGCUACCAAAAUGUAUGCCCUAUAACCAAAGCGAAUUCCGCUAUUCAAUAUCAGAAAAACGGUUUGAUAGGGCUUUUAGUGUGAACACAAUGUAUCUCAGGCUACUGAGUAACAAUUAGUGGGAGCAAACAAAAUCGUGUUUCUAUGGUUACUUAGACAGUCUGGCACCCAAUAUAACAAAAGUUAUAUGCAAUGGGGAAAUAUAAAAUGUGUAAAGUUGAUGUACUCGGAUAAAAAUCACUAGUACUUGUGGCAAGUGUUUGUGGCUAGAUGACAUUGAUGAUAUUAUGUAGAGAAACAUUGCAUACUACAGUGUGGUGAAAAAGCUCAAACCCACACUGUGGAACAAAUUGUAUAGGUAUUUGCUGAAUUGUUGUAUACUUUGAUUAAUUGUUCAUGCAAAGUCAAUAUCAUGGCCUAAAUGCCUUAACAUUAGACUUACAGUCGGCUUAUAUCUGUGAAAUAAGGCUGUUGCAUUAGGGUCGGUAACAAGCAGAGGAGAGGAGUGGUUUCAUAUUUUCAGUGUCUGUAGUACCGUCACACAAGGUGACUUUGAACAGUGGGGUAACUUUGAACACCCGGCUGUAGAUGUUUCUCGUCACAACAAUCAUUUCUGGGGGGUGUUCAAAGUCACCCUGCUGUUUAAAGUCACCCUAUGUGAUGGUACUGAUGAUCUUCAACUCGGGCUCCAGCUAUUGUGCAGUGGCAUGCAGUUAUGUUCAUCAGUAAGCCUGAUGUAACCUUGUGAAAAAAAGUCCUAAUUAAAUUACUUAGUGAAGUUUGAAGUAUUUUUUACUAAAACUAUUAUACCAUUCACUGUAAAUGAUAGUGGCUCAGGAAAGUAAUUAUCGGACCGGCUAUUGGCGAUAUAUAGUACUUAGAGGGUGCCUAUUGUGUUGUGUAUGCCUGCGUACAGGAUGUGGUGUCCUAAAAAUCACUAAAAGGUGUGUACUUUAUCAAACUAUGCUCCUAGACAAGGCUCAAGAAAGAGCUUAGUUUUUAUUUGGGCAGGACUGUAACUCCUAAUUAUUGAGGCAAAUGACUUCGCACUUCACAAAAUCUAAGUGUAGUAUUAUUGGGAAGCCAUUGCUGAACCAUCUAAAAAUCUGUUACUGUUUAUUACCACUUCAUAAGGAGUAAGUCUUCAUAUUUUCUGAUUAUUUAGUAGGGCAUUUUAUGUUACCGAGGUAAUCAAUUUUCAUUUGCUGAGGAAAUGAGUAUACAUGUAUUAACUAGGUCUAGGGGCUCACGAUCUCAACGAAUAGAUAGUGCAGGAAUAGAGUCCCCACUUAGUCAACACAGAGUGUGUCCUUCUGCUCAACCCUUGUCAAAUGGGGACAAAAUGUACAGAGGCAUUUGUGUCCCCAUUUGUUGGAUUAAAUAUGGGUAGUCCCCAUUUGGCACAAAACAUAUGUAUGUGUGUCAAACUAUGCUCCUAGACAAGGCUCAAGAAAGACUUUAGUUUAUAUUGUUGGCAGGUUAUCAUGGUUAUUGAGGCAAAUGGCUUUGCACUACACAAAAACUAAUUGUAGUAUAUUUGAAAAGCCAUUGCUGCACCUUUUAAAAAUCUGUUACUGUUUAUUACCACUUCAUAAGGAGUAAGUCUUCAUAUUUUCUGAUUAUUUAGUAGUUCAUUUUAUGUUACCGAGGUAAUUAAUUGUCAUUUGUUGAGAAAAUGAGCAUACAUGUAUUAACAGAGGGUCAAGGGGUUUGUACAAAGUUGUUUGAAUUGAGGGUCUUGGGACCUAUCUAAAUUUGUGUGCAAACUUCUACAGAUAGGUUCAUACACGAGCCGUGGAAAAAAGAAUAUCAAUAGAUUUAUACAGAAUCUCCUCAAAUUGCCAUCCUAGCAUCAAGAUGAUGAGGAGGUGUUUCGGUUGUCUAAACUGGGUCCCUUAUAGAUCUGCGACUGUAUCUCGAUGUGCCUUUCUCUCUUGUAUUUGUUGCCAAAUGGGGUCACUUUCCCCAAAUCGACCACACAAGUUUGAACCCCUAGCAAAUGGAGCCCCCACUUAGUCAGCACAGGAUGUGUCCUUCUGCUCCAUCCUUGUCAAAUAGGGACAAAAUGUACAGAGGCAUUUGUGUCCCCAUUUGUUGGAUUAAAUAUGGGUAGUCCCCAUUUGGCACAAAACAUAUGUAUGUGUGUCAAACUAUGCUCCUAGACAAGGCUCAAGAAAGACUUUAGUUUAUAUUGUUGGCAGGUUAUCAUGGUUAUUGAGGCAAAUGGCUUUGCACUACACAAAAACUAAUUGUAGUAUAUUUGAAAAGCCAUUGCUGAACCUUUUAAAAAUCUGUUACUGUUUAUUACCACUUCAUAAGGAGUAAGUCUUCAUAUUUUCUGAUUAUUUAGUAGUGCAUUUUAUGUUACCAAGGUAAUUAAUUGUCAUUUGUUGAGAAAAUGAGCAUACAUGUAUUAACAGAGGGUCAAGGGGUUUGUACAAAGUUGUUUGAAUUGAGGGUCUUGGGACCUAUCUAAAUUUGUGUGCAAACUUCUACAGAUAGGUUCAUACACGAGCCGUGGAAAAAAGAAUAUCAAUGGAUUUAUACAGAAUCUCCUCAAAUUGCCAUCCUAGCAUCAAGAUGAUGAGGAGGUGUUUCGGUUGUCUAAACUGGGUCUCUGAUAGAUCUGCGACUGUAUCUCGAUGUGUCUUUCUCUCUUGUAUUUGUUGCCAAAUGGGGUCACUUCCCCCAAAUUGACCACACAAAUUUGAACCCCGAGCAAAUGGAGCCCCCACUUAGUCAGCACAGGAUGUGUCCUUCUGCUCCAUCCUUGUCAAAUGGGGACAACAUGUACAUAGGCAUUAGUGUCCCCAUUUGUGGGAUUAUUAUAUAUGGGUAGUCCCCAUUUGGCACAAAACAUAUGUAUAUGUGUUAAACUAUGCUCCUAGACAAGUCUCAAGAAAGACUUCAGUUUAUAUUGUUGGCAGGUUAUUGAGGCAAAUGGCUUUGCACUACACAAAAACUGAGUGUAGUAUAUUUGAAAAGCCAUUGCUGAACCAUUUAAAAAUCUGUUACUGUUUAUUAUCACUUCAUAAGGAGUUAGUCUUCAUAUUUUCUGAUUAUUUAGUAGUGCAUUUUAUGUUACCAAGGUAAUUAAUUGUCAUUUGUUGAGAAAAUGAGCAUACAUGUAUUAACAGAGGGUCAAGGGGUUUGUACAAAGUUGUUUGAAUUGAGGGUCUUGGGACCUGUCUUAAUUUGUGUGCAAACUUCUACUUAUAGGUUUAUACACGAGCCGUGGAAAAAAGAAUAUCAAUAGAUUUAUACAGAAUCUCCUCAAAUUGCCAUCCUGGCAUCAAGACGAUGAGGUGUUUCGGUUGUCUAAACUGGGUCCCUGAUAAAUCUGCGACUGUAUCUCGAUGUGUCUUUCUCUCUUGUAUUUGUUGCAAAAUGGGGUCACUUCCCCCAAAUCGACCACACAAGUUUGAACCCCUAGCAAAUAGAGCCCCAACUUAGUCAGCACAGGAUGUAUCCUUCUGCUCCAUCCUUGUCAAUAGGGACAAAAUGUACAUAAGCAUUUGUGUCCCCAUUUGUGAGAUUAAAUAUGGGUAGUCCCCAUUUGGCACAAAACACAUGUGUUGGGGGGGGGGGAGUUAAUGGGCUUUGUAUGCUUUUUAGUUCACCUUUGGUAAGUCAUACACCCUACCUAACAUUGGGGCGCUGUGUGUCUAAUUAUGAAGUAUAAAGAGGAAACUCUAGGACCUCUCAUUGACGAACAAAGUGAAAGUUACAGUUGACCUUUAGUGCUGAAUAGGCGAGAUCUACUACUUGUGAUGCAGAGUGGAGACAUUUUUGGUCAUUAUAACCCAAGGAAGGGUCUAUAGUAAUUAUGCACCGUCCAUUAUCAUCCAUUGUCGUAAACAUUUGGUGGCACAUUUUUUUACGGCUGAAGCCGUUUUAUUCAAACUUGGUACAGUGUACACUUCUGGGUGACGGCUACUUCCAAUGUAAAUAUCUCUGAAACGACUCGGUUGAGGUUAUGGCAUUACUGAAGAGGAUAGGCAUAUUUGGUUACUUCUACACAAACUCUUCAAAUGGAAUUUCGGGGAUAAAUUUAGACAAAAUGACCGAUUUUGGUAAUGCCAUAAUAGAGGGUUUAAAAGAAAAUAAAAAUUCACUAUCCUUAUUGGAAGUGCCUUAUUUCUGUCACACAUAGGGCCUUGACCCAACUGCUUCAGAGGUAUUUACAUCAGAAAUGUUCCCCUUAUAUGGCUUAACUGCCAUUUGGCCUCUGGGUCUAUUUUUUUAGUAUAUUCACUGGCAAGUUACGAAGUUAUUAACUUUGUUCAGGAUGUGCUGGCUUACUUCAAGUUAUUUUGAACUUCCAUUACUGUAGUUUUAGUUAGACAUAUUUUUUUUAUGUACAUGCACUCUUGCAAGAAAACAAGUUUGUAAUUAACAUCAUUUUUUCAGGAGAUUUUUGCAAGGCAUCCUGUUCUGACCUUUGUCAAGUGCCAAUUUACCAAAACAAUCGAAGUUCUGAUCAGUAUGGGCUACCCGGUAUGUUAUUUUGGUUACCAAACGUCUCUCUAGUGGCAGAGAUUUGCUUUUGGCUAAAAACUAGAGCAAAAUUGUGACGCAAAUUUGAAAUAGAUACUGUUAACAGUGUAUUGGUUCUCGCCAAAUACUGCCUGGAAAGUGGGUCACCCACAGCGAAAAUAUAGUGUGUUGGACGUGACUGUUUUUUUUGUAAUUAAUGGCCAAUACCAAACCUACCUCAGCAGAACGUUUGAGAACCAAACUACAUGAUAUGUGUGAUUGUGUUUCACAAGGAGUUCAUUAAAAUAUUCUACUGGGUAGCUAGUCUUGUUAAUACAUAUUAGUAUGUUGGAUUGUAAUUAUGUUCUGCAAAGUGUUAAUUGAAAUGUGCUAACAGGUUUUGUUGGUCUAAAAAAUAUUGUCUCUCCGUGUCCAAUAAAUGCAGUUCAAAGGGAAAGCCUACAUAUUUCUGUGUCCUGCAUGGUUAAUGCUGAUGUUGCACUUCCUAGAUUUUACCCAUCCUUGAUAACCAGGGUCCUGGUCAUUUCAUACUUCCAAUCCAACUCAGAAACCACAGAAUUUUUGGAGUGGUGCACUGCCUCAGAUAAGUCUGAAUGAGAUUGAACCAAGAAGUUUUAAGUUGAUACCAGCAUUGUCCUGUGCUGUCUGCUCACCACUGGCAAUGGUUCUCAAUUCACUUGUAUGACCAGCUUAAUAGGCAUCAUUGUGUAUUUUGAACAUCGUUGAUGUGUUCUGCUGUGAACAUGGUGAAUAUAGCAUCAUUGUGUAUUUUUAACAUCGUUGAUGUGUUCUGCUGUGAACAUGGUGAAUAUAGCAAUGAUAAUUUUAUCAGCUUCAAUUUUCCGUUUUCCCCAUAUUGACAAUGUGGGACGUACCUGUUUAAAUGGUCAAAUUAGAAAUCAAAUUUAUCAGACAGAUACCUUAUAGUCUAAUGUUACUUCAUGAGAAGUUAUUAUCUUGCAGCCCUUAGAUUAAGGUGGUCCACAUUUAGGGGGUUUGCUGUUAACAUGGUGAAUAUAGCAAUGAUAAUUUUAUCAGCUUCAAUUUUCCGUUGAUGUACCAGUACACUUGGUCCAUGAGAAUCAAGACAACAAUCAAUGUAGGCUUUGUCAGCAUGGAUAUACCAUUUAGGAACAGUAGCCCGCUAAGCUGAAGUGUCCAGCUCACUCAUUUUAAGAAAUUUCGCCGGGGAUUCAGCUUGUGUGGGUUUUCUAUAUGAGUGGAUGAUGUUUUUUAGACCAUACCUGGCAAAGGAUUCCAUGGUGAUUUCUGGUUCUCAUUUAAAUCAGUUGUUAAUGAUUAAAUAAAUAUGUUUCUCUUAAACAUGAUUUUUAUAGA